Messenger RNA from Salpingoeca rosetta, 318 nucleotides. RefSeq lists its product as uncharacterized. The coding region runs from base 1 to 318 and encodes 105 amino acids. The record is from RefSeq and is a predicted model, not a curated record. The transcript is spliced from 3 exons. Lineage: Eukaryota; Choanoflagellata; Craspedida; Salpingoecidae.
AUGUGUUGUGCACGAGAAAGCGAGGCGAAGGAGGAAUCGGCGCCCUCCGACAAGCCCCAAGAUGCUGUUGCCGACACUCUUCAGGAAGCCAUCACCCCACUCCGAGCACAACAGCAGCUGCCGAUGCAUCUGAAAGCACUGACACCAAGUUGCAGGCAUGCCGUGCACCUCGUGCGUGUCCAACAUCGAGGGCGUAUGCCCGGCGCGCACGGCAUUGUGUCGUGUGGGCCUGCUGGCUGGCACCGCGACGGUGGAAUACGACUCCGCGCCGGUGAAGCCCUGCAGCCAUCAUCGCCAGCAUCGGCAAGGCGACGCUGA